Molecule: messenger RNA, 1655 nt
Organism: Etheostoma spectabile (orangethroat darter)
Lineage: Eukaryota; Metazoa; Chordata; Actinopteri; Perciformes; Percidae
Product: homeobox protein Hox-D4b
Exons: 6
Coding region: 121-927 (268 amino acids)
Biological process (GO): anterior/posterior pattern specification; embryonic skeletal system morphogenesis; positive regulation of transcription by RNA polymerase II
Cellular component (GO): nucleus; nucleoplasm
Molecular function (GO): DNA-binding transcription factor activity, RNA polymerase II-specific; RNA polymerase II cis-regulatory region sequence-specific DNA binding
Source: RefSeq, a predicted model, not a curated record
GAGCUGCUUCUUGGCACCCGCGCGCCUCCAUGGACGGUCUCUCUCUACAUUAUAUCUUGCAUCUUUCUGCAAUAUCUAUAACCGGAUGUGUCUAAUUUAUUCGUUAAAUGUUACGUUUUAAUGUUAAAACAAAUUCCCCCAAACACAUCCGAUAUAAAACAACGUUGCAUUCCGACAGGAAGAACCUGGCUGUUCCCAGGCGGAAAACGAUGCGAUGCUGCAGAGGAAAAUGGAGUCCAGCAGGCUGCUCACAUCAGGACGGUGCAAAGACUCCAUAUGCAGCCGCACAUUUGCAAAGAAGAAACCAGCGUGCAGAACUCAAGCAGCUGGAGCAGUUUAUCUGAAGUGAAGCAGUUGAUGCAGGGCCACCACCGGGAGGAUGGAGAGGACCACUCGCAGCACCAAGGUACUCCCUUCCCCGGAUACAGAGAGACAAAUGCCCCGGGUAAAGAGUCGAGGUUCUCCGUCGGUGACCUGCAGUGCCAUGCCUGGAUGACCUGUGCAAAGCCCGCUCAGGUGCAGAGGAAAACGGCCUGCCAGGGAAAAGAAAAGCCGCCUAUUGUUGUCUACCCGUGGAUGAAGAAAGUGCACAUCGCUCAUGUUAAUCCGAACCACAUGGGCCCGGAGCCAAAGCGACUACGGACGGCCUACACGCGCCAGCAGGUUCUGGAGCUCGAGAAGGAGUUCCAUUUUAGCCGCUACCUCACGCGCCGCCGCCGGGUCGAGGUGGCCCACACGCUCUGCCUAUCCGAGCGCCAGGUGAAGGUGUGGUUCCAGAACCGACGCAUGCGCUGGAAGAAAGACAACAAGCUGCCGAACACCAAAGGAAGGAGCAAAAAUAAGAAGGCAACGGACAACAAUAACAGCAGCAGCAGCAGCAGCAGCAGCAGCAGCGACAGUAACGUGAAGGCGGUGAUAACCGUCUGAGAACAGAAGCAGAGUUUGGCCGUCAGAGGCAGCCAUGUUAGCACCUUCACUCCAAAUCUGAUGUCUGACGGUGCUAAGCUGAUCCAGGGGGACUGAAACAAUUUUAAACUGCUUUAAAAGUGCAGGCUAUCCAUCUAUAGCUCUAAACAAGGCUUUCAAAUUCGUUAAUGUACUUUGCCUUACAUUUGAACUUUGAAGUGUUUUUAUUUUUUCUGUUGUGUAGCGGUUCCAAUUUCAGUUUGAUAUUUCAUUCAUUAAUUCCUGUUUUGAGUCUUACAUUUAGAUAAACUUCAAGGUUGAUGGUCUGACAUCUCUCUGGAGAAAUUGGGUAAUAGCUCGGAUAUAAAGGGCGCAUGCCUAUUUGGAUGGGCGGAUUGUGUCUUUUGGAGAAAGAAAAAACAGGGUUUUAUUUCUACAGGGUAAACUUUAUACAGGGUUUUAUAAUAGCUACCUAAAAAUUAAAUUAGCCUAACUUAUGAAUAUGCACAUUACCAAAAUGUUGUGUCCACAAACUGGCGCUUAACGGGGCAAAAGAAGAAACAGAAGACCGGACACGACGGCUGACUUGCAGAAUAGCUGAUGUUUUAGCUUUUAUUUUGUACAUAGAGGAGCAACCAAAAACAAUACACAUUUAGGAUACGUAGCCAUAUCGAGCAGAAUUUUUCACUAAUUUAGGGGAAAGUUUUGCAUUUUUACACACGCAGAAAUGGAUAAAUAAAUAAUUAAAA